AUGCCUUUCGACCUAAUUAGUGGUAAAUUCAUUCCGGAGAAGUCCAACAUCUGGAGAGAUUGUGUGGAUGGUUUCUAUGACUGGGUGAAGCAGCACAUCGAGGAGGGUGCCCCCUUAAAUGAAUCAGACCAUUGUGGAGACCCUCCUCUCCUCUUGGCUGCCGGAAAUGGUCACAAGGCAUGUGUGCAGCUUCUGCUGGAUGAGGGCGCUGACAUUGAGCAGCGCAAUAUGGUGAAGUUCCUUGUCGAGCAACACGCUGAUGUGAAUGCUAUCGACUUGGGCGACAACACAGCGCUGCACUGGGCAGCCAUGCGCGGCCAUGUGGAGAUUGUGAAGCUGUUGCUGCAGAGCGGAGCAGACCGUUCCAUCCGCAACAAGCAGGACAAGCUGCCCGUGGACCUGUGCCAGCCAUGCUGGAGCAAUGCUUACCGCUACACACAGGAAGUGCUGGCAUCCUGA
Messenger RNA from Coccomyxa subellipsoidea C-169, 459 nucleotides. RefSeq names its product ankyrin. Gene Ontology annotation, molecular function: protein binding. The transcript is spliced from 6 exons. The record is from RefSeq and is a predicted model, not a curated record. The coding region runs from base 1 to 459 and encodes 152 amino acids. NCBI's taxonomy places the organism in Eukaryota, Viridiplantae, Chlorophyta, Trebouxiophyceae, Coccomyxaceae.